GUACUUUGUGCUGGACUUUGAGACGGGGAUUCUGCAAUAUUUCGUGAACGAACAAAGUAAAAGCCAGAAGCCACGAGGAGCCUUGUCUUUAGCGGGAGCUAUAAUCUCGCCCAGCGACGAGGCGCCGCACAUGCUGGUGGUCUACUCUGCCAACGGAGAGAUGUACAAGCUGAGAGCUGCUGAUGCCAAGGAGAAACAGUACUGGAUAACUCAGCUUCGAUCCUGUGCCAAACAUCACACGGAAGGUAAUUCGAAGAGCAUUUCAUCCUCACGAAGUAGAAGCUCAUCUCUUCUGCCACCAGGGACGGUUAACUCUGCAUCGCCUAGUGGCCAGAAACACGUGAAUCAAAGUGGGCCAACUGUUGUUACCAUCACGCAUCACAAAUCCCCUGCAGCUGCCCGAAGAGUUAAGAGCCAGCGAUCUGGUCAGCUCCAUGAAGUCAGAGAGAUCAUGAGCCAAGUAGAGGGACAACAGAAGAACCUUGUACAAGCCAUUGAAGCUCUUCCAAGUUCUGGGCCCCUUUCUGCCUUGGAUCAGGACUUGCUGCUUUUAAAAGCUACCUCUGCUGCCACCCUGAGCUGCCUUGGAGAAUGCCUGACUCUACUACAGCAGAGCAUGCAUCAAGUGGGCCAGCACCAUAGCAGGUCGUUGUCAUCAGAAGGUAUCCUGGGAUGGCCUGGCCCCAAGUCACAUUCCACAGAGCAGCUGAAAAAUGGUGCUCUCAGCUCCUUGUCAUCUGCCAGCACAAGCAUUACGUGGGCGAUAGUGCCGUCGGCGGCCCAAGACGGACAGACGCUGCAGCCAAGCACUGAGCCCCAUUCAUCUUCUGAGUUGAUCCUAGUAGAAGAUGAAAUGACAGAUACUGAAGAUAAUGAAGAGGAGGAUUUAGGAGUCAUGGAUGAUCAACGUAGUGUAAUUCUCCAUCUCAUCUCUCAGCUCAAACUUGGCAUGGACCUUACCAGGGUAGUGCUUCCAACCUUUAUUUUGGAGAAAAGAUCCCUGCUGGAGAUGUAUGCAAAUUUCAUGGCCCAUCCAGACCUGUUUUUGUCAAUUGCAGCUGGAGCCACGGCGGAGGACAGAAUUAUCGCCUUCGUGGAGUAUUAUCUCACGGCUUUCCACGAAGGCCGCAAGGGAGCCGUGGCCAAGAAGCCCUAUAACCCUAUAAUUGGCGAAACCUUUCAUUGCUCGUGGGACGUGCCUGCGGACAGAGUGAAACCCUGCCGAAGCCACGGCGCCUCCGCGCCGGCCAGGGAGCCGGGCCCGGAGCCGCCCGCGGGCUACAAGCUGAGCUUUGUGGCCGAGCAAGUGUCCCACCACCCGCCGGUCUCUUGCUUUUACUGCGAGUGCAGGGAGAAGAGGAUGUGCGUCAACGCUCACGUGUGGACCAAGAGCAAGUUCAUGGGCAUGUCGAUAGGCGUUUCUAUGGUAGGUGAAGGUGUCCUUCACUUGCUGGAGCACGAGGAAGAGUAUGUUUUCACACUGCCUAGUGCCUAUGCUCGCUCCAUACUCACCAUCCCCUGGGUGGAGCUCGGAGGCAAAGUCAGCAUCAACUGUGCCAGGACCGGCUACUCCGCUACGGUCACCUUCCACACCAAGCCCUUCUACGGAGGAAAGGUCCACAGGGUGACAGCUGAAGUGAAGCAUAAUCCCACUAACACCAUCGUGUGCAAGGCCCAGGGAGAGUGGAAUGGUACGCUGGAAUUCACUUACAGCAACGGAGAAACCAAAGUGAUUGACACGACCAAGCUACCUGUUACCAGGAAGAAGAUUAGACCAAUAGCCAAACAAGGUCCACUGGAAUCGAGGCGCCUCUGGCAACACGUCACGAAUUCUCUGAAGGAAGGAAACAUCGACGCGGCCACAGAGCACAAGCACCGCCUGGAAGAGAGACAGCGGGCAGAGGAGAGGCAGCGCGCGGCUCUGACAACUCCCUGGAAACCAAAAUAUUUUGCCAAAGAGGGCGACAGCUGGCUGUACUUGAGUCCUCUCUGGAAGACCCAUUGAUAAGAGAGCUGUUGUCUCACAACAUUUACCUUAAAGGCAUUAAAAUGAUACAGUAUAUAACUUUAAGAAGUCCUGUUAUCAGAAGAUAGAAAUGAGAGGCUAUAUACUGUGAAUGAUGCAUCUCAAAAUAACCACGAGCUCAAGUUUAUUCAGGAGCCAUUCUGUGUGUAUGUACAGACACACGCACACACAAACACACACACAC
Tinamus guttatus (white-throated tinamou) is the source of this 2210-nucleotide messenger RNA. The record is from RefSeq and is a predicted model, not a curated record. NCBI's taxonomy places the organism in Eukaryota, Metazoa, Chordata, Aves, Tinamiformes, Tinamidae.